AUGUCUCGAACCAACAAACUCGCCCCGGACACGAAUCGCAUCCUCUUCGUCAAAAAUCUAGCCUACAACAUCGAUACGCCCGCCCUCUUCGAUCUCUUCGGAAAAUUUGGUCCCAUCAGACAAAUCCGCGCCGGAACCGACAAUAAGACCAAGGGCACAGCGUUCGUCGUCUACGAGGAUGUCAUGGACGCAAAGCAGGCUUGUGAUAAGCUGAACGGGUUCAAUUUCAUGAACCGAUACCUCGUCGUUCUAUACCAUCAGCCGGAAAAAAUGCAGGUUGCGGUCAAGGAUGACAUAGCAUCCCGAAUGGAUGAGCUAGAGAAAAAGAAGAGGGAGCAUGGCAUUGAUUGA
Cyphellophora attinorum is the source of this 351-nucleotide messenger RNA. RefSeq names its product Splicing factor 3B subunit 6-like protein. The record is from RefSeq and is a predicted model, not a curated record. Gene Ontology annotation, molecular function: RNA binding. The transcript has a single exon. NCBI's taxonomy places the organism in Eukaryota, Fungi, Ascomycota, Eurotiomycetes, Chaetothyriales, Cyphellophoraceae. Bases 1 to 351 code for a protein of 116 amino acids.